UUACCCGGAAGUGAUCCUGGAUGCCGACAAUAACAAGCCCUGCCGAAAUGCGGAUGGAGAUGUCUAAAGCCGAGCGUCUGAACGAGCGCGUGAGCGAGCUGCUGACGGCGGCGGUGCAGCGCGUGCUGGAGGCGGUGCGGGACACGGUGCGGGAGUACGAGGAGAAAAGCGCGCAGACGCAGAGGGAGAACGAGAGACUGCGGAGGAGAGUGCAGGAGCUGCAGGACCAGCUGGACAGGGACACCGCAGUUUCACACAUCACUGCCCAGCUCACUGUGUCUCCUCCUCCUCCUCCUCCUACUUCGUUUGGACAGAAGAAACCUUCAUGCAGUCGUCAGUCAGACACCACGGCGUUGAAAGACAAGCCGUGUUUCAAGGAGGAGCCACCCAACGACGCGCAAAACGGCUUGUUUCCCGCUGAAAUCAAAACCGAAAUGGAACAGUCGGACUACCCGGGUGCAGAAGAACCCGUUCUGGAACCCGUUCUCCAAAACACCUAUUUCCCCUGCACGCAUUUGCAGUUCCAUGCGUCUCAAAACGAGGCGGACUUCCCCGCAGCGCCUCCGUGCAACAACACGGACACUCUGGACACCUUUGUAGAGCAUUUCCCCUUUGAGGAAGACGGCUGGAGACAGCAGAGCCGGGACGAGCGCCACAUCUGUCUGCUGUGUGGGAAAAACUUUAACCGACUCGCCAACCUGCGCAUCCACCAGCGCUGCCACACAGGGGAGAAGCCGUACACGUGCUCGCACUGCGGCCGGCGCUUCAGCCACAGCGGAAACCUGCAGAAACACAAGCGCGUGCACACGGGCGAGAGGCCGUACCAGUGCCCGCAGUGCAGCAAGAGCUUCUGCCAGUCCAGCCAUCUGAAGAAGCAUCAGAUGGUCCACACGGGCCGACACGUCACUGUCACCAGGAGGAACAUGGAGCUCUGAAGGAACCUCAGGGUGUCAAAAGUCACUUUUUUUUUUGUUUGUUGUUGUUGCUCUGGCUCCGCCCACUGCACUGUCCUGACUCUGAAAAUUGUGAUUGUGUACUGUAUUGUAAGACCUUAACACGGUGUUCAUAGGGCUACGUAACACCAACUUAAGCCCUUCUUGAUAACAGUCACAAGCCUGCACGUUGAAAAGUAUACUAACAUUUUAACAAAACCGCGUUUAACUGACAUUCUCUGGAAGCUCUGCCCCCUUCCCCAUUUUAUACUGUUAAUGUUUUGGCCGUGUAACAAAUAAACGGGCCUCGUUUAUCAAGAUUUACGGAUUUGUGCGCAAACCGUUCGUACAAGCCUGUACACACAAACACAGUUUAGUAUUCGUGAGAAUUCCGUAAAUUCUGAAAAACGUUCGUAUCCUGCUUGUGUUCCUGAUGGUGUGUAAACAUACUCGUUUGAAGACUAACCAACGUUGCUUUUAAACUUCAGUGAAAAUUUGGAGUUCGGUUUGGCUAACCAAAAAUCAAGCGAAUAUUCGUAGCGGCCUGCGAUUAUUUUGGAAAUCGCCACAUAUUUCCCGCCGAUUCAGACCGGACGCAUCACGUGACGUCAUCAUGACGUGCAUUCAGCGAAAAUCCUCUUCGAUUCACAUGCAUAGAAACAUGAGUACAGCUAAAAGGUCUCGUUUAACAACAAACAUCACUGUGAAAGAUUUCACACAGUUGCGAUUUCGCCGAUUCGAGUAGUUUUCCGUGGAAAAAAAAGAACGAAAAACUCCGAGUCGCAUCGCAGAUUUCGGGGGGAAAAAACAACGAAAAGCCGCAGAAAAAUCACUAAAACAUUCUGCGAAAUCCUGACUUACACACAACUUUACUUAAAGAUUGAUGAAUGAGGCCCCAAUGUUUUUAUAUAUAUAUAUAUAUAUAUAUAUAUAUAUAUAUAUAUAUAUAUAUAUAUAUUAGUUACAUCAGUUGUUGUUAAGGGCUUAUGCAGAUGUCAGCGUAGCUGUAUGAACACUGGUGUUAAAUUUGACUGUUGUAAUUGGAUGCUGGUUAAAACAUAAGAGUUGUACAGAUGCGGAUUUGUUAACCUAAAUUUACGAGCUCGUAGUUUGUGUACGAUUCUUUUUCUGACAGGAAACGAUGGCCGACCCGUUGCUUACCGACGUGUUCACGUCUUCAGAGACGACACAAAAAAACCAUCAAAACGUCACUUCGGAUAAAAGUGGCCCAAUGACAGUCUUUGUGUUUUAUAAAUUAUUCUGCGUGUUCUGUGGCUGCAGAAAAAUAUCUGUACAUUAUCUGCAUAACAUAAUGUAUUAUAUAAUUGUAUGUUUUUAUGUAAUAUAUUUGACUUAAAGAAUAUAAAAAAAAAAACUUCAAAGGUU
Ictalurus punctatus (channel catfish) is the source of this 2318-nucleotide messenger RNA. RefSeq names its product zinc finger protein 135. Gene Ontology annotation, cellular component: nucleus. Lineage: Eukaryota; Metazoa; Chordata; Actinopteri; Siluriformes; Ictaluridae. Gene Ontology annotation, biological process: central nervous system development; regulation of transcription by RNA polymerase II. The coding region runs from base 21 to 935 and encodes 304 amino acids. Gene Ontology annotation, molecular function: RNA polymerase II cis-regulatory region sequence-specific DNA binding; DNA-binding transcription factor activity, RNA polymerase II-specific. The transcript has 3 exons. The record is from RefSeq and is a predicted model, not a curated record.